Entamoeba histolytica HM-1:IMSS is the source of this 849-nucleotide messenger RNA. RefSeq lists its product as uncharacterized. Bases 1 to 849 code for a protein of 282 amino acids. The record is from RefSeq and is a predicted model, not a curated record. The transcript is spliced from 4 exons. NCBI's taxonomy places the organism in Eukaryota, Evosea, Mastigamoebida, Endamoebidae.
AUGUUGGGUAAAACUGCACCUUUUGAUACUUUCAAUUUUACUAAACAAAUUUUUGAUACAAGAAAUCCAUCUCCCUUAACACUUUCAGUAAAUGCAUUUGGUUCUAAAACAACAUUUGGAUUUAGAGAAAGUGACGACACAGAAACAACUCCAAAAUUUACUUAUAAUAGUUGUCCUCAAAUUAUAAGUAAAUUUGGAUAUAAACAAAUUGAAACUUCACUAAAUGUAUCAACAAAUUCUCAACAAAUAAAAGUUUCUAGUAGUUUACCUUUUUAUUCAUUUACAUUUGAUGCAAUUUUAAAAGAUAAAACAAUUCAAAAAGUUAAUGUAAAUGGUGUUGCACAAAUAUAUAAAAAUAUUUUUAUUGGAAUUAAUUAUCUUCUUCCUUCAAAUAAAUUAUCACCUGUAUUUAUUAAACAAAAUGAAGAAACUCCAAUAGAUGAUAAUAAUGAAACAAAAACUUCUGUGAAAGAACUUAUUCAUGGAAUAGAACAAAUUCAACAAAAUAGUUCUGGAUUUAUUUGUUAUCAAGAAUCUCCAUACAAGAAAUAUUCUCUUUUUUUUGAUUAUUCUGCUUGUAUAAUUGGUGCAAGAUUAUUAAGAAAAUGGAAUAAUAUUAUUAUUGCUUCUGAAGCUUAUUUUAAAAAUAAAAGAUUUGAAGCUCAAACGGCAAUUAGUAGUAAUAUUCAAAAUGUUGGAAAUUGUAAAUUGAUUAUUACUUCAAAGAAACAAGCCAUUGCCCAAAUUACACAUCCAAUUACUAAUCUUCUUAAAUUAAAGAUUCAAUAUUUCCAUUCUUAUGAAGACCAGAAAAAUCAACUCUCUUUUGGAAUUGAUUUAUCACUUUAA